UGGCUUUAACCACUCCACUCCUCCCGCCUUAAAAUGGCCUCCCCAUCCCCUCCGCCGCCGCCGGCCGCCGCCGACCAACGGCCCCACCACCCCCUCUUCGCCGCGGCCGCGGCCGCCUCCCUGCUCGCCGUCCUCUACCUCCCUCGGCCGCUCCUGCAGCUGCUCCUCUCCCCCGCCCCGCUCUCCUCCGUCCUCCUCCUCGUCUACCUGCUCCGCCUCGGCUCCCCGCCACCUGCCGCGACCCUUGCUCCUCCUCCUCCUCCGCUGCAGGAGAGAGCCCCGGAGGUCGCCCCGCCUCCGCCUCCGCCGCCGCCGCCGGCGAAGCCCCAGAGCGUGUUCCUGGAGCCGGAGUUCGCGUCGUGGGCGCCCAAAGGCCGCGCUCUGGAGGUGAUCCACGAGGAGUUCGAGGCGGAGUGGGGGCCGGAAGAGAUGGGCCUGCCCUGGACAUCGGACAGCUGCAGCGGCAGUGACGACUACGACGACGGCGGCGGCGGCGGGGAAGAGUACGGGAUGAUCGAGAUCGAGCUGGAGGAGGACAACCUCAUCGAGAUCGACAUCUCGAGGUGCCGGUGAUGGAUUUACCCCGACAUUCCGACCGGUUUUCCCCCUUUGCUUCUCUUGCGUUGGCUUUGACAAAAACAAAAUACAUUUUGCGUUCUUUAUUCUCUUUAUUACUUAGAUGCUGCAAUGUACAUAGGCUGGUGACUGGUGAGACGAGGAAGAUACCGAGUGAGGAAGGCUUGCUAAUUUUUGGUUCAUCUGAGAUGAUGGCGAGUUUAGUUUGAUCCUACUACUACUAGUUUUUGUGCCAUGUUAAUUACUUGUCACCUCAAGGAAUCAACUUGUGAUGCUUGCAUUGGUCUUUCUUUA
Triticum dicoccoides is the source of this 870-nucleotide messenger RNA. RefSeq names its product branchpoint-bridging protein-like. The coding region runs from base 34 to 573 and encodes 179 amino acids. The record is from RefSeq and is a predicted model, not a curated record. The transcript has a single exon. NCBI's taxonomy places the organism in Eukaryota, Viridiplantae, Streptophyta, Magnoliopsida, Poales, Poaceae.